Molecule: messenger RNA, 3065 nt
Organism: Anarrhichthys ocellatus (wolf-eel)
Lineage: Eukaryota; Metazoa; Chordata; Actinopteri; Perciformes; Anarhichadidae
Gene: ehhadh
Product: enoyl-CoA, hydratase/3-hydroxyacyl CoA dehydrogenase
Exons: 7
Coding region: 233-2392 (719 amino acids)
Biological process (GO): fatty acid beta-oxidation
Cellular component (GO): peroxisome
Molecular function (GO): (3S)-3-hydroxyacyl-CoA dehydrogenase (NAD+) activity; NAD+ binding
Source: RefSeq, a predicted model, not a curated record
UACACGCAAGUCGAACUUGUUUUGUUUCAGGCGUCAUUGAGCAACUUUCAUAGGAAUGAACGUGGCGCCGCCUCCGACGCUGUAAAUCGUUCUGAUUAUGCAUUCGCGAUCUCAUAUAAUACAAGUUUGAUAAAGGCAAUUCAAUCUUGUCAGCGGGAGCGGAGUUACAAAGUUUGGUCUGCACACCUAAAAUAAGUGCGGUAUAGCUUGUAGUAUUUGUUCGACAGGCUCGAUGGCUCAAUAUACUCGUGUUUCGGGGGUUGUUGGCUUAAUUACUCUCCAGAAUCCGCCUGUCAACGCACUCAGUGCAGCGGUGAGGCAGGGCAUUGUUGACAAGGUGGAGACAGCACUCAGUGACCCAAAGGUGAAGUCUGUGGUCAUCUGUGGCCAGAAUGGAAACUUCUGUGGAGGAGCGGACAUCAAGGAGUUUGUGACAAAAAUGUUCGGACCUCCACUGAUACCGAUGAUCCACUCCAUCGAGACUGCGAACAAGCCGGUAGUGGCAGCCAUCGAGGGGAGCGCUUUAGGCGGAGGCCUUGAGCUGGCACUCGGGUGUCAUUAUCGAAUCGCGCACUCUAAAGCCAGACUGGGUCUUCCAGAGGUGACUCUGGGUCUGCUGCCAGCUGCAGGAGGAUCCCAGCGGCUGCCAAGGCUCAUCGGGGUCCCAGCGGCCUUAAACCUCAUCACCACAGGCCGCCAUGUGACUGCCGCUGAGGCGCUGCAACUUGGCAUCGUGGAUCAGGUUACUGAUCACAACACUGUUGACGUGGCUGUGAAGUUUGCCCUGAGUGUUGCAGGUCAGUCACUGGAUGCCCGUCGUAUAAGUACUUAUCCGUGUCCACGCCCGUCUGAUUUGGAUGCUCUGUUUGAGGAGGUGAUGCAGAAGGUGCGUCAGAGUGCCCGUGGAGCUAUAGCGCCAGUUGCAUGUGUCCAGGCGGUGCAGGCGGCUGCCACCCUGCCGUACAGUCAGGGCAUGGAGCGGGAGAAAGAGCUGAUGGCCACUCUCUUCACCUCAGGCCAGGCCCGUGCCCUGCAGUACAUUUUCUUUGCUCAGAGAGCCGUUGGCAGGUGGAGGAUGCCCAGUGGAGCCAGCUGGGACACAAGCAAGCCCAGGCCCGUAACUAAAGCAGCUGUCAUUGGUCUCGGCACCAUGGGGAGAGGCAUAGCAGUGGCCCUGGCUCAGACAGGGUUGUCUGUGGUUGCCGUUGAGACCCAGGAGAAGCAGUUGAUGGAGGCAAAGCAGGCGGUGUCUGGCAUGUUGGAGCGAGGAGCUAAGAGACGUGGGGGGGUUCCAGCGCUUGGUUUGAUCAGUUAUAGCCAGAGCAUCCAGGCUGCAGCCGACGUCGACCUGGUCAUCGAGGCUGUGUUUGAGGACAUGGCCCUGAAGAUAGAAGUAUUCAAGCAGCUGACUGCUGUUUGCAAGCCAGGAACUCUCCUGUGCACCAACACUUCUGGACUAGAUGUGGACCAGCUGGCCUCUGAAACCCCUAACCCGGAGCUGGUGGUCGGAAUGCACUUCUUUGCCCCAGCCCAUGUCAUGAAGCUGCUGGAGGUGGUGUAUGGGCCACGGUCCUCUCCCCAAGCUGUGGCCACUGCCAUGCAACUGGGAAAGAAAAUGGGCAAAGCCAGUGUAGCAGUUGGCAACUGCAGCGGCUUUGUGGGGAACCGCAUGCUGAAGCUAUACGUCGAACAAGCGUCCUUCCUGUUGGAGGAGGGAGCUACACCUGAGUUGGUAGAUCGAGCGCUGGAGGAGUUUGGUUUUCCCAUGGGUGUGUUCAGAAUGUCCGACCUCUCUGGGCUCGACGUGGGCUGGAGAAUCAGGAAGGCAGCCGGGCUAGCGGAGCCUGGAGAGGCAUCCAGGCCAUCAGCUAGAAUCCGAAAAGGCUACAGGUACAGCCCCAUUGGAGACCUGGUCUGUGAGCAGGGACGGUUUGGCCAAAAAACAGGCCGGGGAUGGUACCACUAUGAGAAACCCGGCAGUCGGGUGGCCAGGUCCGACCCCUGGAUGCACAGCUUUCUGGAGCAGUACCGAGCCCGCCACGGCCUGGUGGCACGCAGCAUAGACCACCAGGAGGUGCUGGAGCGCUGCCUCUAUUCCCUGAUCAACGAGGGCUUCCGCAUCCUGGAGGACAGAAUAGCUGCAGGACCCGAAGACAUCGAUGUCAUCUAUGUGUUUGGCUACGGCUGGCCCAGGCACCGGGGAGGUCCCAUGUUCUACGCCAGCAUGGUGGGGCUGGCAAAGGUCCUGGAGAGGCUGGAGCACUACCACCAGGCUCACCCUGAUGUGCCCUACCUGCAGCCCUGCAGCCUCCUCAGGAGGCUGGUGGCCAGUGGCAGCCCACCUGUCCACAUGUGGAGGGAAGUCAUCAAGAAACUCCAUAGCCAGCUUUGAAUCUCAAACAUGUCAGCUUUAAUCUUUAUUCACUUUAAUGUGGGCCUUAUACUGUGAUGAUGAGCGGUUAAUGAACUGCACUUAUGUUGUGCUUUAUAAUAAUGUAAAUCUUUUUCUAUAAUGUGAUUAUGGAUAAAAUUGUCUCUUCUGCCUUAUCCGUUUCUUUUUGUAUCCUCCUGUAUGUAAAGGGUGGGUGCUUGAAAUAAUAGACACACCUUACAAUAUACUUCAACAUGACAAGCUUUACAAUGAUUGGAUGUGUUGCAUUAUAUCGGAGUGAAUUAGAAUGAUAAUCUCUAAAUCUACUGCCCGAUGCCUCGAUAAACACAUGUUAUAGAUUUAUGUAUUUUUUGUGUGAUUUAUACAGUUCUAUUUGUGUGAAUCUGGUACACAUGUUGGCUUGUUAUUCAGGUGCAUGUGUGUGCCAUUUCAUUUGAUCCGUUUCAUCAGUCAAACAAUCUGUUGUGGAGCAGAAUAAAUUAAAACUUCUGCUGUGUGUGGUGUGCGUGUCUCGGGUUUCUGUUUUUUUUUCCUACUGACUCAGCUGGAGUGGUGACGGAGGAGAGCUGAGGGAGACACUCAAAAGCUAAACUGCUUUUAUAUAAAUUAUUGGCUCACUCCCAAAGAAGUGUCACACCUCAGCAAUGAGUAGAUGUUGAGGUUGCCAUCUAGC